AUGCCGGUACUGGGCGACUCCACAAUAGCCUGUCGCAAGAUCGAACCACGCCUCCGCAAAGCAAUCUCCGUCCCCAGCGUCACAUCCCUAGUAAAAGACUCCUGGACCUGGGCCGGUGAUACCAUUCACACCUACCGCGAUGGCCUAACCAAAGACGAGCGCCACGCAAAGGCCGAGAUCCAAGACCGCAAACAAGUCCUGUAUCUCCGCAUCAAAAACGCCGUGUCGUACGACGAAUGGCGCAGUUGUGCAUCCGAACUUGACGAGCUAGAAGAUAACAAUGCCUGGAAGCGCACGGUCGAUUGCACCGAGUAUGAUCCGGGCUUGGUGCAGGAUCGGCUGAAGCAGCUGGACGAGGCGCGCAUUAGUUGCGAUGUUAGUCGCAUGCUGUUCCUUGUUCGGACGGCCUUGAGUCGUGACCUUGCGCAGAUGAGCAAUGCGUCGCUGUAUCGGCAUUCGCAUAUCGGUACCAAGGAUCUAAUCGAUCGGUAUAAUACUGCGGCGUUGGAGACGAUUGCUACGCUUGUGGACCUCUCGGUCCACGACCGCUGCGAUGGGUUGGAGUUGAAGUAUAUUCUUGACCAGUUGCUCGCGGCUAGACAGGCUUUUGGACGCAGUGCACUGUUGUUCUCUGGUGGUGCAACUUUUGGAAUGACCCAUAUUGGGGUCUUAAAGGCUCUUUAUGAGGCGAAAAUGAUCCCGAGGAUAAUUUCUGGUGCAUCUGCUGGUGCUAUCGUUUGUGCGGUGUUUUGUACACGGACGGAUGAAGAGCUUCCCGCGCUCUUGGACACCUAUGUCCAUGGCGACUUUGCUGUUUUUAACGAGAAGGGCAUGGAGGAGAACAUCUUGCAAAAGAUGACCCGCUUUUUGAAGUUUGGGUCUUUCCUGGAUAUUUCGCAUUUGGCGAAUACCAUCAGAAAUUGGCUGGGAGACAUGACCUUCCAGGAAGCCUAUAACCGCACGCGCAGGAUAUUGAAUAUCUGCGUUUCUAGUGCUGGUAUGUAUGAGCUUCCACGGUUGCUAAAUUAUAUCUCUGCGCCCAAUGUUUUAAUCUGGUCUGCUGUUGCCGUCUCGUGUUCUGUGCCAUUCGUGUUUAGACCUUAUACGUUAAUGGCCAAGGAUCCAUUGACAGGUGAAGCCGUCCCUUGGAACGACCUCCACAAACAGUAUAUCGAUGGUUCUGUCGAUGGUGAUCUGCCAAUGACAAGGUUGUCAGAAAUGUUCAACGUCAACCAUUUCAUCGUAUCGCAGGUAAAUCCUCACGUGGUACCAUUCCUCCCAAAAGAGACGGGCCCGCAGAAUCAGGCAGAAUCAGGCACGGCUUUUAUUCCACGAUGGAUGAGCACCAUGACACACCUUGCCAAAGACGAGGUCCUGCAUCGAAUGAAUGUCCUGUCAGAACUUGGAGUCUUCCCAACAUCGAUGACCAAGUUUGCCUCGAUCGUGAACCAGAAGUACCACGGUGAUAUAAACAUAUACCCAGAAUUGAUUUCCUCCAACUUCCCUCGACUCCUUGAGAACCCGACAAAAGAGUUCAUGCUAUCAGCAUGUUUAAGCGGCGAGCGCGCAACCUGGCCGAGAUUAAGCCGGAUCCGAAACCACUGCGCCAUCGAGCUGGCCCUCGAUAGUGCUAUCCAACAGAUGCGGGCCCGGGUAGCGUUCAGUCCGAGCCAGGUUGAUUUACGCAUGCCAAACUCGAUACGGCAUUCCGUCGACUCAGGAGAUUGCGGACGAGGCCGCUAUCGCCGACGAAGAGGAUCCGGCAGCCACGAGCUAGAAAACCGACGCUCGACUGGGAAUCCCAAUAAACCAGCCCAUGAGCUCAGAAAAGCCCGUAGCACCGUCUCCCUCGAGAACCCACCUGAUACAAUCCCAUGUAAAUCGCAAAGACGCACCUCCUCAGUCACAUUCACCAACUCAAUCUUCGACAUCGACUCGAGCAGCGAAGACGACCUCGACUGUUCAUACACCCUCCGCCCCCGACUCGCCGGUCGAACAUCCUCAGACCUAUCCAGUGGAGCAUACCACGCACCUCGUAGCCCCGUUCGAUCCCGUCGAUCCUCAUUCUCCUCGGGACUGACCCACAAUUCUACGCGCUCGAAGCAGUCUUAUCCACACGAUAUGGCUAUUCCACCAUCUUCCCGUCAUAUACUCAGUAUGACUCCGACGGUGCCGAGCUCGCCUGAUUCUUUGCGGAAACUACGCCACUGA
Molecule: messenger RNA, 2211 nt
Organism: Penicillium soppii
Lineage: Eukaryota; Fungi; Ascomycota; Eurotiomycetes; Eurotiales; Aspergillaceae
Product: putative Patatin family phospholipase
Exons: 3
Coding region: 1-2211 (736 amino acids)
Biological process (GO): lipid metabolic process
Molecular function (GO): triacylglycerol lipase activity
Source: RefSeq, a predicted model, not a curated record